Molecule: messenger RNA, 2265 nt
Organism: Lodderomyces beijingensis
Lineage: Eukaryota; Fungi; Ascomycota; Pichiomycetes; Serinales; Debaryomycetaceae
Source: the annotation of a GenBank genome assembly
AUGUCGAAUAUCCAGGUGGCUGUGCGAUGUAGGGGCAGAAACCAGCAGGAAAUUGAAGCAAAGUCCCCCGUGGUGCUCGAAUUGGCAAAUGACAACUAUUCCAUCACCGAACCAUAUGUCUUGAUAAACCAUGCCGCUACUACUGCCACCACCAGCACCAACGCUAAUGCCAAUAGAUCAUUUACAAAUUCCGGUGCCGUCGCCGACUCUUUCAAGAGGACAUACAGAUUUGACGAGACUUAUGGACCUCAAGCAGACCAGUCACUGAUAUACAGCAAUCUCGCUCGCCCACUACUAAUGGACUUUUUAAACGGUCUGAACGUAUCAAUCUUAGCCUACGGGCAAACAGGGACGGGGAAAACAUACACCAUGUGUGGCCCAAGCGACUUGAAGGACCUCGAGGCAACACCGUUGCCCGAAACCGCUGGGAUCAUCCCAAGACUAUUGCACGAUCUAUUUGAGGAACUCGGCACCAAAUCCGACGACUAUACGUUGAAGAUGUCCUACCUCGAGAUUUAUAAUGAAGAGUUGAGGGAUUUGCUACUGCAGCAUCCGAGGAAAUUGAGAGUAGUUGAGAAAACAAUGAUGAAAUCCACUCAGACUCAAAAGUCGAUAUCCGUUCAAAACUUGACUGAGCGCUGUGUUUGUAGCUACCAGGACAGCAUCAAAGUGUUGAAGGCAGGAACUUUGAGAAGAAAGACUGCAGUCACCAACAUGAACGAUAUGUCUUCGAGAUCCCACGCUAUAUUUGCAAUCCAACUAUGCAGAAGCGAUUCAACCAGCGAGAAUAGCUACACAGUAUCGAAAAUGAGCUUGGUUGACUUGGCCGGCUCCGAAAAUAUUAGUCGAUCCGGCUCCUUGGUGAAGGAGGCAGGAGGAAUCAACCAAUCGCUAUUGACUUUGGGAAGAGUCAUAAAUUCGCUAAAUGAGAAGAAAACAAAUGGCUCUCAGCAUGUUCCAUACCGAGAGUCCAAAUUGACAUACAUUUUACAAGAUUCACUCGGCGGAAAUACCAAAACUGCCCUAAUUGCCACGAUUUCACCAGCCCAGAUAAAUUGCAUGGAAACCUGCUCGACUUUGGAUUACGCCGCGAAAGCGAAAAACGUCAGGAACUUGCCUCAAAAUGGGCACGACUCUGAAGUCAUCCUCAAGAAAACGCUAGUGAAAAACAUGGCCAAGGAAAUUGCCCAGCUUACGCAGGAUUUGAAUGCCACGCGAAAUAAGAAUGGCAUUUUCCUUGAAAAAGACCAUUACCUCAACAUUAUGCAGGACCAGGAGUCGCUAAGUACCCAGUUGAAAGAGCAGCAAUUGGAAGUCUCGCUGUUGGUGGCAAAAUGCUCAAGAUUGAAUGACGAGAAGCACGAGAAUGCACUGGAGAUUAUGAGACUACUGCUGGGGUUGGAUGAGCUUCGCGAAAGGCUUCACGCUACAGAAUCUCAACUUCAAGCUGCAACAGAGGCGGAAAAAAGCCAGAGGUUGCUUGCUGACUCAUUACGACAGGACCUUGACAAGACAAAGGAGAACUUUAUACAUUCGCGCAGGCAAAACUCUUUUGCUAUUGGCAAUUACCUAGCUCAGUUUGCCGAAUUGGUCAAGUCAAAGACGAGUAGUUUUCGAAUAGAAGCGCCCGAUGCCAAAGGGACGGAAAACCUCAAUAUGGAGGAGGAACUACUACAAAAGAAAGUGUGGCAGUUUAAAUCGAAACAUUGCUGCUCUACUGGAUUGGUUGAUUUUUCAGAUGAGACAGUGGAGAGGAUAUUCACUACAAUGAUUGGGUUUCAAAAGAGUAUAUACCAGAUUAUGGAGGAGAACCUUGCCAAGAUUCAGAGCUCCAACGUCGAGUUUUGCAAUAAUUUAAAGAACAACUCGUUUGCCGAUCUCGAGCAGAGAAUACGAGAUAAGCAAAAUACCACAGUGAAGCGCGACUUGGAAACGUUAAAGAAUACUUUGAAAUCCUCAGUGGACAAUUACCUAAAUGAGUCGAUUUCAAAAUUACUUGCCGAAAUGCUGGCGACGACACACGAAGAAAUUAAAAAGGAGAGAGAAACCUUGUCGACGUUGGUGGACCCGUGGAUGGACAAGGAGAACCGAAUGACACUACACGAUGCGAAAGAAAACAAAGAAGGCAAACACUCUCCCCGAUUACAAUCCCUGCGGCGUCGAGCGCUUUCCUUGUCCCCUACGAAAUCGCGAAUACCGACAAUCCAGAGACUGCAGACCAAUUUACUUGAUGACCAGAACAAAAGACGCAAGCUCAUCAAGUAA